Molecule: messenger RNA, 3643 nt
Organism: Prorocentrum cordatum
Lineage: Eukaryota; Dinophyceae; Prorocentrales; Prorocentraceae
Source: the annotation of a GenBank genome assembly
AGGUGGCGCGCCCACGCUGCCGGGGGGCAGGGCGAACAUGCGACACGGCCACGGAUCAGCUGGGGAAGCAGAGCCCAGCAUUCUGGUCUUCGACGAGGCUCACAACAUCGACGAUGUUUGCAUCGAGGCCCUGAGCGUCCGGCUCAACCGGACGAGGCUGGACCAGUCCUCCGGCAAUCUGACGCGGCUGAGCAACGAGGUCGAGCGAGUGAAACGGGAGGACGCCAGCAGGUUGCAGGACGAGUACAGGCGGCUGGUGCAGGGCCUGCAGCAGGCGGGCCAGAUCGACGCGGGGAUCGCCGAGAGGCUGCAGAGCCCGCAGUUGCCCGAGGACCUCGUGAACGAGGCUAUCCCUGGGAACAUCCGGCGCGCGGAGCAUUUCCUGGCCCUGCUGCGGCGCAUAGUAAACUUCUUGAAGAGGUACAUCCACGUCGACCGUGCGCAGUGCGAGGGGCCGCUGUCCAUCAUCCAGAAGCUAGAGGACGACACGGAAGUGGAUUCGAAGUCCCUCAAGUUCUGCCACGAGCGGUUGCGGUCCUUGCUAAACACGCUGCGCACGGCGAAUCUGGACGAGCUCACCCCGAUCGUCAAGGUUGCGGACUUUGUCACCAUGCUGGGCACGUACGCCCAGGGUUUCACUGUGAUCGUGGACCCCUACCCGGAGGCGGAAGGCAUCUACGAUCCCAUGUUGCUGCUCAGUUGCCUGGAUGCGUCGUUGGCGAUGCGACCUCUGCUCAAGAGAUAUCAGUCAAUAGUGCUUACGUCGGGCACAAUAUCGCCGCUUGAGAUGUACCCGAAGAUCCUCGGCAUGACGAAUGUGGUUGCAACAGAGUCCUUCUCCAUCCAGAUGGAGCGCAAGAGUCUUUGCCCACUCAUCGUGACCCACGGGCCCGACCAGGUUCCGGUUACGUCGCGAUUCUCGCUGCGCGAAGACCCUGCGGUCGUCCACAACUACGGGGUAUUCCUGGAGCAGUUGGUCCAGACAAUCCCCGACGGCAUGGUGUGCUUCUUCACGUCUUACAGGUAUAUGGAGCAGGUGAUCGAGAAGUGGUACGAGACGGGAGUGAUCUCGCGGGUCCUGCAGCACAAGCUGGUCUUCAUCGAGACCAAGGACGUCGUCGCGACGACCUAUGCGCUCAGCCUCUACCGCCAGGCGUGCGACUCUGGCCAGGGCGCCGUGUUCCUGAGCGUGGCACGCGGCAAGGUCUCCGAGGGGAUCGACUUCGACCGCCAUUACGGCCGCUGUGUCGUGCUCUUCGGGGUGCCGUUCCAGUACACCCUGUCUCGAGAGCUACGCGCUCGACUAGAGUUCCUGCGCGAGCACUACCAGAUUAAAGAGGCCGAGUUCCUGAACUUCGACGCCAUGCGCCAGGCGUCGCAAUGCCUGGGCAGGGUCAUCCGGUCCAAGAAGGACUACGGCGUCAUGAUCUUCGCCGACCAGCGGUACGCCCGACAGGACAAGCGGUCCAAGAUCCCAGAUUGGAUCCGGACCUUUAUAGAGCCCGGCCAUUUCGUCAUGGCAACUGACAUGGCUGUGAACGCAGCAAGGAGCUUCCUGCUCCAGAUGUCGCAGCCGUACGUCGAGAUCACCGGCGCCGGCGCCUCCGUGCUCACCCUCGAGGCCCUGCAGGACCUGCAGGCGCGCGAGGCGGAGGCGGCCCUGAGCGCGAGGGCGCCUUGCGCCGACUCUGGCGGCGGGCCGGCCGCCGCGGAGGCACCGGGCGCGAAGCGCCCUCGGCAGGUGACGCGUGCGUCUGCCGCCCUCGGCCGCGAAGCAGAGAGGAAGUACUUCAGGUCAGUUGCCAGCGGCGACGGCGGCGGCCAGGUGAUCGUUUUCUGGCUCCAGCCUGGAUACUGGGAUGCCCUUGGAUCAUCCAGGGCCACCUUCGCCCUCUUGGAGCAGUCCUGGCGCCCCAGGGCAGACUGGAUGACAUCACUGGCCAAGUUAGAAAAGGCCCCGCCACCUUGGCCAAGGACCGACCUGUCCGACCACUUGAUGCUCCUCUUUGCGAUGAGGCCGCGCACGAGGGCCAAGAAGCAAGCGAGGAUCAUCCCCGACUACAUCUUCAAGCAUCCCGGCUUCGCCAAGCAGUACGAGCGGCUGCGUCAAGCGCCUUCCUUCGACAUAUACCCCGACGCCAUAAAGUGGCAGCGCACGAAACAGCUGAUGCGCCACGCUGCUGCGACGCCUCGGGACGUGCUCAUGAGCGAGCCCUCUGCAGCCAGCUUUGCCACGCCGGGCACCAGCAACAGCGUGGUCCAGCUUGUCAACGACAACGCUUUCUACGAGCAGGCGCGAGACACCUUUGGCAAGUGCUUGGCAUCGCUCGGCCCCUUCAACAAGCUCGGGUCGCCGCUCUGGAAGGUGAUGUCGCUGCAGGGCCGCCUCAAGGUCGCGAUGGACGCGACGGCUCUCUCGGUCGACCGGGUACUUGAGCCGUUCGUUCUCGACAUGUGCAGCGGCACAGAGGCACCCAGAGGGCUGGACAGCUCGGAGUUCGCCUUCCUCCCAAAGAGCGAUCUCCCGAACGACUCGGUUGAGGUCCUCCUGGGACCUGGCGCCACGAAGCCAAUGACAUUGAAAAGCGCGGACAGCAAGCUUACCACAAGCGCUGUGAACCACCGUAUGCAAAGCGCCGCGCAGGAGGACUGCCACGGGAGCCCGCACGGCGUUGUAAAAAGCAGGCGCUUCGGUGAGAAUCGAUUGCGCCUGGACGCCGCCGCCCUCUACGCCUCGGCCUCGCCGACGGCUCUGGAGGACAAGCCGAUCCGAAUUUUCACGGCCAGCUGGUUUCGGAUGGUGGCGGGGCGCAGCGGGGCCUCCCUCGGCAUCCGCAGCCUGUGGAAGGCGCCAUGCGAAGACGCCCAGGCCCUCCUUGACGAGGAGCUCGUCGCCGAUGUCAAGAGCGUGAGCUGGCAGAUGGUGCCGCAGUGGGCUGCCUUUUGUCGUGGAGGCCUGCUCCAGGCACUUGGCGGCCCUGGGAUGAGCCCGGCGGUCCGGUGGAACACCGCGCAGACCAAGUGGUGGAAGCGCACGCUGACGUUGGCAGGGGAGCCGUGCGGGCCGACGGAAGCAGCUUGCCUUGCGUACCACAAGAUCCUCAACAUGCCGUCCAGCUCGUUCGCGCUACGGGAGCUCUUCUGGUUGCGGGGGGGCAUGGUGCAACGGCUGGCUGCAACGGCCUAUGCCGACCUCGAUGGUUGCAACGGCCUGUUCGAGACUGAACUCUACGACGAGAUGGAGCGCAGGAGCGAGGACAACGUCCUGGUCGUGAGCCUGGCGGGAGGAGCCCACGGACACUGCACAGCGCUGCCAUGCAGCCGCGCAGGGAGGCUCACGACACUGGGCCCGGCAACCAGCCGUGUGACCGACAGCGACACCAGGCACGCCGCGCAGCCGCGCGGCCGCAGGCCGCGCGCGGUCGAGAGGGCGGACGCGGCCCGAGGGGAAGGGACGAGCCCCGAAGUUGCGCCGUCUUCCUCGCCGCUGGUCUUCUUGGGCUACAUCGGCAGCACCUGCCACAUCUACACCUGCGAGCAGGAGCUGUCAGAGAGACCUUGGCGGAUCUUGCAGAAGUCCGUGAGAUUCCUCGCGGGCGCGCAUCGGCGCGCAGGCGCCACGAGGGAGAACAUGGUGGUAUAA